Messenger RNA from Melanotaenia boesemani (Boeseman's rainbowfish), 752 nucleotides. Its product is annotated as apoptosis-associated speck-like protein containing a CARD. Gene Ontology annotation, biological process: inflammatory response; innate immune response; regulation of apoptotic process. The transcript has 5 exons. The record is from RefSeq and is a predicted model, not a curated record. Lineage: Eukaryota; Metazoa; Chordata; Actinopteri; Atheriniformes; Melanotaeniidae. Bases 101 to 727 code for a protein of 208 amino acids.
UAUAAAAAUUUCCGGCACUUUCCGCUGCUCAGUUCGAGGUGGAAGAGCUUCGAGAGUAAAGGCAUCCGGACCGCCAGUCUUGGAACUUUUUCUCUGACAAAUGCCUCCCAAAUCCAUCAGAAAGUGUUUGGACGGGAUCCUCGGCAGCUUGUCCAAAGAAAACUUUGACAAGUUCGUCCACGAGCUCGUGCAAAGACAGCAGGAACCGCGCGUGCUGCGAAACAGGGUGGAGGGGGAACGAUAUUGGCAAGUUGUAGAGGUGAUGAUCCAAACCUUUACUGAAAAUACAGCUGUGGAUGUGGCCAUGGAGUUACUGGAAGAGAUCGACCUCAGCUGUGAAGCAGAGGAACUGGGUAAGUCAGCCCGGUCAUGUGGGUAUAAACCAACAUCUGGUCCCAGUGACGCUGGAGCAGCUGGACCUCCUCCAGCUGCAGCAGGUGGUCCUCCUCCAGAGAGGCACUUCGUGGACACACACAGGACGGCCUUGAUCCAGGAUCUGAGCCUCGUUGACCCCAUUUUGGACGUGCUCCGGGGAGAAGGAGUAAUCAAUCCUGAAAUGUACAGUAACAUAAGAGCAGAGAGAACUCCCCAGAAUAAGAUGAGGAAACUUUUUGAAUAUCUUGAUGCAAUGGGUGAAGAGGGAAAAGAUGUCUUCCUGUCGGCCCUCAAGGACCAGCAGCCGUUUCUUUACAACAAACUUUGUUCGUCUGCUCAGGUUUCCAAAUGAGUUUGUCCAGAAACAUCUCACCUGG